GUGGACACCGGGAAUGAUAAAUACAAUUUAAUGCUUCUGUGUUGGUCUGAAGGACAGGGAUCUGUUAUACACGACCACUCAGACGCUCAUUGUUUUAUGAAAAUACUUUCUGGUAAUCUUCAUGAAACCCGGUUUGAAUGGCCCGACAAUACCAGUGAUGUAAAUGAUAUGAAAGCGAUUGAUGAGAAUGAGCUCAAAACUAAUGAUGUCGCCUAUAUUAAUGGUAAAGCAGAUUAUAUUCAAUUGGUUUACAUCGAGUGGAAAACCGGAGUCAUAGCUGGAAAUCUGUGUCAUUACAUCUCUAUUCUCCUCCAUAUUCUAAAUGCCAGGUCUUUGACGAGAGAACUGGUCUUAGAAAUGAAGCAAAAGUGACUUUUUAUAGUAAAUAUGGCAACAAAAAAACUUAUUUAUAUAAACAAUUCAAACAAAUGCACGAAUUCGGUAUCGAUUGGCA
Molecule: messenger RNA, 454 nt
Organism: Medioppia subpectinata
Lineage: Eukaryota; Metazoa; Arthropoda; Arachnida; Sarcoptiformes; Oppiidae
Source: the annotation of a GenBank genome assembly